UGUUAAGUGGGGUAUUGCUCUAUAAAGCAAAAGGGAAAAGUGGGAAAAACACUACUCAUCAUCAACUCCAAUAUCACAAACUCACUUGUAAUAACAACCUCUUUUCACUUCAAUUUCAUCACCCAAUUCACAAAUCCUCAAAUCCCUUCAUUGUAAGUUAUCAACAAGAGUUUCCAUUAAUUAUUUGACACAUAAGUUACUACUUUUGUGCACAAAAGUUGGAUCAUAAAGUGUAUCACAAAAUGGGCCUAUCAAGUCUUCCAGCACCAUCUGAAGGAGUUUUAUGCAUAAUUCUAGUAAACACUGCUAUGUCAAUAUCAAUAUUCAAAGGCAUUAUUAGGACUAUCCUACAUAUAAUUGGUAUCAUUGCUUCACCAUUAUCCUCAACUUCCACUCCUUCACAAGAUUACAGUAUCUCUCAAAACUCACCUGAGUCGUAUGAAUUUCAUCUCAGUCCCUCAGAUGAUUUCAUUGAAGAGUUUAGAAGUAGGACACCAACACUUAGGUUUGACAGUGUGUGUAGUAGCUGGAAAGAACCUGAACAUGAUUGUUCAGUGUGUCUUACUCAAUUUGAACCUGAAUCAGAGAUAAACUACUGUUUAUCUUGUGGACAUGUUUUUCAUAAAGUGUGUUUGGAAAAGUGGUUGGAUUAUUGGAACAUUACAUGUCCACUUUGUAGGAGUCCUUUAAUUCCUGAAGAUGAUGCAACUUGCUUAUGGUAAGAGCAAUGAUUAAAGCAUGCACAAAUGUAAAAUAGAGAGGUUCUUUUGAUGUACAUUAUAUAUAGUGUGUACAUAUUUGUGUUACAAUUUUGAUUUUGAUGUUCCUAUGUAUCUGACUUUUUCUUUAGUCUUCUUAGUGCUUUGGCUUUUUUAUGAUGUAGAGUUAGUGGAGGCUUUUAUUUACUUUUUUUCUUUCUUUCUCUGUUAUCUGUAUCUGAUGUUGCCACAUAUGAGAUCAGGGGUAUACUUUUUUUUGCUUGUUUGUC
Messenger RNA from Trifolium pratense (red clover), 988 nucleotides. RefSeq names its product probable E3 ubiquitin-protein ligase XERICO. The coding region runs from base 243 to 722 and encodes 159 amino acids. The transcript has 2 exons. Gene Ontology annotation, molecular function: zinc ion binding. The record is from RefSeq and is a predicted model, not a curated record. NCBI's taxonomy places the organism in Eukaryota, Viridiplantae, Streptophyta, Magnoliopsida, Fabales, Fabaceae.